GUUGGCAUGACGAUUGUGAGGUAAAGAGUAGGAAAAGCAGGAAAGUAAAACUAACCCAUCAUGACUUGGGGAUUUGUUACUUGCGGUCCGAAUGAAGCACUUGUUGUUUCAGGAUGUUGCUAUAUGAAGCCUUUGCUUGUCCCUGGUGGACGUGCUUUUGUGUGGCCAUCAAUUCAACGUGUUCAAAGAAUUUCAUUAAACACCAUGACACUUCAAGUAGAGUCUCCAACAGUUUACACUAGCCAAGGUGUUCCCAUUUCUGUCACAGGUAUUGCCCAAGUAAAGAUCCAGGGCCAAAACGAAGACAUGCUGUUGACUGCUUGCGAACAAUUUUUGGGCAAAUCAGAGUCUGAGAUUCAACACAUUGCCUUGGUAACAUUGGAAGGACACCAACGAGCAAUUAUGGGAUCGAUGACCGUUGAAGAAAUUUACAAAGAUCGCAAGAAGUUCUCCAAGCAAGUCUUCGAAGUGGCUUCAUCGGAUCUUGUCAACAUGGGCAUUACUGUUGUGUCAUACACAUUGAAAGACAUUCGUGAUGAAGAGGGUUACUUGAAAUCUUUGGGUAUGGCACGAACAGCUGAAGUCAAACGUGAUGCGCGCAUUGGUGAAGCUGAAGCACGUUGUGAUGCACAAAUAAAGGAAGCGAUCGCUGAAGAACAGCGAAUGGCAUCUCGUUUCUUGAAUGACAUUGAAAUCUCAAAAGCCCAACGAGAUUUCGAACUUAAGAAAGCUGCUUAUGAUGUCGAAGUUCAAACCAAGAAAGCAGAAGCUGAAAUGGCCUACGAAUUGCAAGCUGCAAAGACAAAGCAGCGCAUCAAGGAAGAACAAAUGCAAAUCAAAGUCGUUGAACGUACGCAAGAAAUUCAAGUGCAACAGCAAGAACAAAUUAGACGUGAACGAGAAUUAGAAGCAACAAUUCGACGACCAGCAGAAGCAGAAAAAUUCCGUCUAGAGAAAAUAUCAGAAGCCAACAAAAUGAGAGUUAUCUUAGAAGCUGAAGCAGAAAGUGAAGCUAUUAAAAUUCGUGGUGAAGCCGAAUCAUUUGCCAUUCACGCUAAAGCUAAAGCUGAAGCUGAACAAAUGGCAAAGAAAGCAGAAGCUUACAAGGAAUAUCGUGAAGCAGCCAUGGUUGAGAUGCUUCUUGACACAUUACCAAAGGUCGCAGCUGAAGUUGCCGCUCCAUUGUCUCAAGCCAAGAAGAUCACAAUGGUGUCAUCAGGCACUGGUGAGAUUGGCGCUGCUAAACUGACGGGUGAAGUUCUUUCAAUCGUCGGCCGAAUUCCAGAACUUGUCAAACAAAUGACAAACAUUGACAUCUCGAGGUCUGUGCAUGCUGGUUAAGUAUUUCAUAGCGUAACAUUAAAAACAUGAUAAAAGAAAUGUUAAGAAAGAACAAAAAGACAAAAAUCAUUGUAAACUCGAAACUCAAAUAAGAAAAAAAGAAUUGUUUUCGUCUCGUGUAACUUUUUUGUGUCUUUUAGUGAGUAAGGUGAGUUUCAAAAAUGUAAACAAAAAUUGCACUUGAUAUGAUUACCUACUUUUGUGAAUGUUUGAAUAUGAAAUUUAAAAAGCUUUUUGAGUUUUUCACAUGUAGAAAGAUCUCAAUUACUGUUGGUAUUAUUUAAUUAAAUUAAACUUCAAGUCUUAAUGACAUACGAUGAAUUUUGACAUUACAUUUGAUCUCAUUGGAUAUUUGAUCUCAUUUUUAUUUAACAUUUGAACACAAAACAUUCCAAAUUUAUAUUUAUACUCGCUUGUUUUGAGGAUUUUUAUAUUAUCCAGAAAACCUCAGUAAAUUACCUACAUAUACAAUUAAGAGCUUCAGUCAAGAUAUUUAUAUACAGAAGAAAAGUAGCUUAACUUUCUUACUUAAUCAAAUUGAUAUCCUCAUACCAAAGUUAAAUUUUUAUACGAGAAAAUCUUUUAAUGAUUUUUUACAUCUCGAGUUUCAAGACAAAUCUUAUUAUUAAAACAAAUACCAUGAAUCUCAACUGCCAACUUUUGAUGAUGAUACUUAAUUUAAUUUUAAAAUAUAAACAAAAAGAUGUGAAAAUUAUUUAAUUGCACUUAGUAAAGAUUUUAAAUGUAACUGAAAAAUAAGAUGAAAUUUAUGGAGAAAAUCUCGUAAAAGAAAACGAUUAACGAAAUAUAUUUUUAAUACAGUUCAAAACAUGUUUUGAGAUGAUUGGUAAUGAACUUUAGAACAAUUGGAAUUUUUAAAAUUAAAUUAAUAAAACAAUUUCUACCGUCUGAAGCUGAAAGAAAGAGAACGUUUUGUGUUUCAUUCGGUACAUUCACCAGCAAUGCAUUUACCGGUAACACAACACGUGUUUCUCUUAGUUAAAGACGGUAGCAAAUUACUGAACAAUGUAUUGAAAUUAGCAAAUAUGAAGAAAAAUGUUUAUGUUUAAUGACAGCAGGUUCAACCUCUCGACGACAACCUGCUACCUACAGCCUAUUCAUUUCAAGCUUUUGCGUCGAAAUACAAAAAAUAUUUUUCUGUAACGCAACAUUUUCUCAUUAAAUAAAAUAUUUACAUACAACCAAA
Messenger RNA from Clunio marinus, 2548 nucleotides. The record is from the annotation of a GenBank genome assembly. NCBI's taxonomy places the organism in Eukaryota, Metazoa, Arthropoda, Insecta, Diptera, Chironomidae.